GAUAUAUAAACGAUCAACCACUAUCUUUCUUCUCUGUAAAGUGCAUGUGCGUGCGAAUUUGUUAAAAUUCACCGACGGACAUUAAAGGUGCGGAUUGUCGGUGGGUAUUCAUACGUGCUUAAGAUUUCAGGACUACAGUUGACAUCUAUUUGAGUAUUUAAAACCCGGUCGGAAACACCCCGAAUGUUUUCAUACAGGAGAAGAAGGCGCUUCGCCCUCUCGUCGGGCCGCUCGAAACCAUGGAUGGAGACCCCCUCGUAUUCGUCGUCAAGGUUUCGUCUGAGAACUUUGAAUGGGAAGAACGUUUGGGUGUGCUCAACUCAGCAACAGCAACAGAGUAACGAAGAGGAUAAAGAUUUUGCCGACCCAAACGUGCUUCAAGUGAGAGAGGUCGACCUUGACAUUCGUCACAAUGCGCAUGUGCACCACACAAACGAGUUCGACAUCACCGAUUCGCGCGUAUACGAUACCAGGGAGGUCCUGGUCAUACGGCGUGGUCAGACGUUUCUUGCCCACGUGACCUUUAGCCGCGCUUUUGAUCCGACGAAAGACGACUUGAGACUAGUGUUCGAAUAUGGCAAAAGUCCCGUAGCAUCAAAAGGGACACGAGUUGAACUCAUUUUGUCGGAUAAAGAUGUGACGAACGAAUGGGGAGCUUGGAUCGAGUCCAGUAAAGACGCGUUGACAUCACUUCGAAUAAUGACGCCGCCGAAAUUGGUCAUCGGAAAAUGGAAACUGAAAAUUGACGUAAUCAAACGCGAGGACACAAAACAGACAACAUAUAGAUACGUGCACAAGGACCCAAUCUAUAUUCUAUUCAAUCCCUGGUGCAAAGACGACACGGUAUACAUGAGUGACGAAAGCGGUAAACUGCUUGGGGAGUACAUACUGAACGAAACGGGGAAAAUAUACGUGGGAAACAGCAAGAAAAUAUCUCCAAGAAUGUGGGUGUUUGGUCAGUUUACAGGUGAUGUGCUUGAUUGUGCAUUGGAUCUUCUUGACCAAGCAGAAAUAAAGGACCAGGCGAGGCACAACCCCGUCGUUAUCGCAAGAAAACUUUCAGCUCUGGUGAAUUCCUCCGACGACAACGGUGUGCUUACAGGAAACUGGAGUGGGGACUAUUCGAGCGGCACCUCGCCGCUGGAGUGGACAGGAAGUACCGCCAUCUUGGAACAGUACUACCGCAACAAAAAGCCCGUCCGAUACGGACAGUGCUGGGUAUUCUCCGGAGUCCUUACUUCCGUAUGCCGAGCCUUAGGCAUCCCGGCGCGGAGUGUGACCAAUUUUUCGUCUGCACACGACACCGACGGGAGCAUCUCCAUCGACAAACACUUUAACACCGACGGUGAACCACUCGAAGAUUACAACAGUGACUCUGUCUGGAACUUCCACGUGUGGAAUGACGUGUGGAUGGCGCGUCCGGACCUCCCUUCCGGAUAUGGCGGGUGGCAAGCUAUCGAUGCCACACCACAGGAAGCAAGCGAUGGUGUAUACUGUAUGGGUCCGAUGUCUCUGCGCGCUAUUCGGGAAGGAAAAGUGAGCCUGCAGUACGACGGACCGUUUGUGUUUUCGGAGGUUAAUGCGGACGAGGUCUACUGGGUAGUCGGAGAGGAUGGAUCCAUGGAGAAACGGGGCAUGAAUAAAAAUAAAGUUGGAAAGCAUAUCAGCACAAAGAGUGUGGCCGGUAGAAGCAACACGACACAAUCGUCAAGAGAUGGGAAAUUGUGUAGCGAUGUGGAGAGGGAAGAUGUCACCGACCAGUACAAGUUUACGGAAGGCUCGGAAGAGGAGCGUGCGGCUGUAAGGGAGGCAAACCUCCACUCCACGGUAGAGGGAAUCUACCAAACCGCAGAUGAGGACGUGGAAUUCCAAAUCAACUAUGACGUGGACACAUUCAUGGGCGAAGAAAUCAAGGUGACCCUUACCGCGCGGAAUAACAGCGCCGCCAAUCGAACAGUGAAGGGCACCCUGGUUCUCGGCACCGCCUACUAUACAGGCGUCUUCCACAAGGAGCUGCUGAAAGAGAAAUUGGAUGUGGUCCUGGAGCCUAACAAAGAAAAGGAGCUAGAGUUCAAAGUCGACGCCGGAAGUUACCUUGAAAACCUCGUGGACCACUGUAUGAUCACCAUCUCGUGUGUCUGUGUCAUCCAGGAGACCAGACAACACUAUAUCGGCCGGGACGAGCUCAGGCUCAGGAAACCUUCGCUUACUGUAAAGGCACCAGAGUCUGCUGGCAAUGGGCAAAGUUUCAAGGUAGAUGUUUCGUUUGAGAACAAACUUCCAGUUCCGCUCACCAAAUGCGAGCUGCGUGUGGAGGGACCUGGGCUGCAGAAACCAAUCAUCCACAAGCAAGCUGACGUAGGUGCCAAAGGGACGUUUAUCGCGUCGUUUCAAAUGACGCCGGUAAAGAGUGGUAAACGUGAUGUUGUCGUCUAUUUCAACAGCCGUCAGAUCUCUGGCGUCACCGCAUGCCACUCCGUCCAAGUGAAGUAGCAGCCUUCUGAGUUUGAACAUUUCAGAUGUGUUCUUAAAACACCGGUGUUAUCAUUUGUUAAUCCGCUAUUGUAUUAUUCUCAUUCACUUUUGUUACAAGUUAGUUUUUUUUAAAUUUUGUAGUGUGAAACCAUGAAGUAAAAUUUUGUGUAAGAACUCUGCUAUGAGCGAUUUGUGAAAUGAUAACUUUCUAUACCGACCAUUUAAAAUUAAUUCUACUUUAAACGUCAUCACCUUAGGAGAAAUAGGUAAAAAGCCUUCUAGAUGAAGGGAAACAUUCACCCAAAUUUAAGUAAAGUAAUAAAAAAACUUUUUUACUAAGGAUAAUAAUUAUAAUAACAAAAUGAGUCAAGACGUAGACUUUAUUCAUCAAAGGGUUCAGUAUCUAGUACUAUGUACAUUCAUAUAAUGUAGUUGUUGGAUAAAUUUGUAUUCACGGACAAGUAGAUCUACAUUUCCGUUGUUUUCAAAAUAGUAGUAUACACUUUUCCAUGUUGUAAGUGUUAUGCAAGGUUAUAAAAUAGGAACUGUAGGCUGCACAUAAACAUAUUUUAACACGCCCUUACCGUGUACCAAGCUUUUGUAGUAUUCUGUUUAAUAACUGCUGCCUUUUUUAACUUGUAAAACAUGUAUAAUAUUGUUUGAACAUUUAAUAUUUUAAGUGGAAUUUGAAGACGUCCAUAUAUUUUAUACACAUGUUCAAUGUUAUGGUACCUUCUCAUAUUUUUUUAUAAAAGUUUGUGUGUUUAAGCAGUAUAAUCCUAACAAAUAUAUAAUUUACAAAAAUAUGUCUCAUGUUUUCUGCUCCAC
This is a messenger RNA of Mya arenaria, 3303 nucleotides long. RefSeq names its product hemocyte protein-glutamine gamma-glutamyltransferase-like. Gene Ontology annotation, biological process: peptide cross-linking. The transcript is spliced from 16 exons. Gene Ontology annotation, molecular function: protein-glutamine gamma-glutamyltransferase activity. The coding region runs from base 184 to 2493 and encodes 769 amino acids. NCBI's taxonomy places the organism in Eukaryota, Metazoa, Mollusca, Bivalvia, Myida, Myidae. The record is from RefSeq and is a predicted model, not a curated record.